Molecule: messenger RNA, 309 nt
Organism: Colletotrichum higginsianum IMI 349063
Lineage: Eukaryota; Fungi; Ascomycota; Sordariomycetes; Glomerellales; Glomerellaceae
Exons: 2
Coding region: 1-309 (102 amino acids)
Source: RefSeq, a predicted model, not a curated record
AUGUUGAAGAGGCAAGUCGAAACCCCAGGGGCGAUUGGCCGCCUGCGAGUCGGUGAGCUAGACAUGGGCGGCCUCGUGGAGUCCGUUUCGAACCUGUCAGGGCACUCCGUUGCUCCGACGUUUGAAAGCUUUUCGGUCGCCGCCGCCGCCGCCUACGUUCAGAGCCUCGACUUCGAGAAUAAAGCGCUGCGCCGUCUCCUCGUUGACAAAGCCGUUGAGCCGGCUGUGGAUCAGACGGCUCAGGUGGACGAGUCACUGAAUCACACAGCGAUUAAGCUUGUUGUGCGAUGGGCGUCGCAGGGUGUUUGA